Molecule: messenger RNA, 1582 nt
Organism: Cimex lectularius (bed bug)
Lineage: Eukaryota; Metazoa; Arthropoda; Insecta; Hemiptera; Cimicidae
Exons: 2
Coding region: 497-1372 (291 amino acids)
Biological process (GO): proteolysis
Molecular function (GO): serine-type endopeptidase activity
Source: RefSeq, a predicted model, not a curated record
UUCAACCCCCGUGGAACCGGUUGUGUUUUCGCCCCCUGGAGACACACGUGUUCUUACGCGAAACCUUCAUUGACGAGACCGAGCUGUUUGGCGUUUACGAAAUUUUUUCGUAUAGGUGAGUCUCUCAACUUAGAAAAUAGCCCGCAGGGGUCUUUUCCGACCGGUUAUGAACAUCUUUAUCCCUCCCCGCGGGGCGACCGGUGUUUUUAUAUUUUCAAUAUCCGCCCGCGCGCCCCAUUUUCACGUUCUGAAGGAGGGAAUUUUUAAUAAAGUUUUUUGCCCAAUCGAAACAUCUUCCAGACAGGCGAGUUUCUGAAGUGAAGGAUCUCGAAAAGAGUCUUCAAAGACAGAGAGAUUAAAGGCCGGCAAAUAAAUGCCGUUCGUCAUUGAGGAAAACUUUUCACUCUUAAAUUAAGAAGUCAACUUUAAAUGGAAAAAGUUUCACAUGGUUUCAAAAAUCAUGUGAACGAUUAGGUUAUAAUUUUUAGAUCCUAAAAUGUUUAUAGUUGCUUUAAAAUUUAUACUGCUUUUUUCUGCGGUUUCUUCAUUUCAGAUGCCAGAUUACACGUUUGCUGUGGGUAUUUUUUAUAGGAGGAAUUAUAGCUUCCAGUGCGCAGGGGGCAUUGUAUCCCCCAACGCCGUCCUCACGAGUUGCAGCUGCAUCGGGAUGUUCGACAAGAGAAAAGAUAACUUCUACGACUUCAUCCCUUUAGACGUGAACAAAUUUUUUAUAGCAACUAUAAUGUCGGACAACAAAACUUACGAGAUACAGAAACAGUUGGUUCACGGGCACUGCAAACCUAGCAAGUACGACGAGGACCUGUACGUCUACGAUUUGGGCGCGUGGAAGAUAAAAGGGACUUUCGACAAGUCCGUCCCAAUGAUGGAGGUGCAAAAUUCGCGAUCCAUAUCGCUGCAAGAGCUGUCUGAGAGUAAUCCGAUGUGCCAGAUCUUGGUCAACGAGAAUCCGAUCGUGUGGAGCUUACGUUCGUACCGUUUAGACAUCAGCGACCCGGUGAAUUGCGGAAAGCGCCACUGUUACUUCAGCUCAGACAAGACGAAGGUCGUCUGUACAGAUCUCCUCGCCCAGGACGUCAAGGAAGGGACGAUCUGCUCGACCUUCGACUACAACGCGACGAGGAAGUUGGACAGCAGCCGGGGUUCGCCAGUGAUCUGCGAGGGCAGCGUCUGGGGUAUUGUUUCUUCAAACAGAAAAACGUCCGUCCUCUGGAGCAGAAUUGAUUGGGAAAACAACAUGGACUUCCUUUACAUGGUCAACGAGACUAUCAAAACAAUGUCACUGUCUUCCAGUCAUUGUUCAGAUUUAAUUUUAGUUCUGAUAUUUUCUAUAGGAUUCGUUAUGUUCAUGUAAAUAUGUUGAUCGACCUUUGACAUGUUAUUUUUUUAAAUGAAAGUGAGCAAGUCAAUAAACGAAUUUUGCGCGAAACACGAUUUGGCACUAACACCUCUUAUAACAAGUGCCAAAAAUAAUCAAUUGUAAUCUAGCACAUUAACUGCAGAGUCUGUAAAACAUUAUGCCGUCAUAUUUUUUAUUUCAAUAACACAUGGUUGUCUUUUUUAA